Molecule: messenger RNA, 3055 nt
Organism: Aethina tumida (small hive beetle)
Lineage: Eukaryota; Metazoa; Arthropoda; Insecta; Coleoptera; Nitidulidae
Gene: psidin
Product: phagocyte signaling-impaired protein
Exons: 9
Coding region: 153-2993 (946 amino acids)
Biological process (GO): N-terminal peptidyl-methionine acetylation
Cellular component (GO): NatB complex; cytoplasm
Molecular function (GO): protein-N-terminal amino-acid acetyltransferase activity; protein binding
Source: RefSeq, a predicted model, not a curated record
UUAGGCUGGUGGUCCUAGUGAGGUUAUGUCACUGUCACAAUUCGGACAUUUCAAAUAACAAAUGCUGUAUUAUUUCCCACAGCGCGAUUGCAUUCGUAACGUUUAGGUUGUGAACGGAAAACGGUGGUAGGUGUGCUGGCGCAUGUGAUAUUAUGAGCAAGAUGACCAAAAAUGCUCACGCCGUCGACAAUUCGGUCGCCGAACGAAGACUGAGGGCCAUAUACGAAUGGCUGGACUGCUCGAACAACAAGAAGGCGCUGCAAGAAUGCGACAAGGUGCUGAAGAAGACGCCGAACUUCCAGUGCGCCAGGGCGCUGAAGGCGCUCACGUUGCACAGGAUGGGGAAAGACAACGACGCCGUUCACAUACUGGACGAGCUGACGCAGGAGAACCCCACCGACGAGCCGACGUUGCAGGCGAUGACUUUGUGUUGUCGAGAGAUGGAGAAGCUGGACAGGAUAAUAAAACUGUACGAGAGUGCGGCCAAAGUGGACCCAAGCAAUGAAGAGAUCCAGACGCAGUUAUUUAUGUCGCACGUUCGUGUGGCCAACUUUAAGGCAUCCCAGAACGUGGCCAUGAUUCUGUACAAGCACCGGCCCAAAAACCCGUACUACUGCUGGGCCGUCAUGUCGAUAAUUUUGCAGGCGACAAGGGGUGAAGGAUCCACAGAUCCUGUCAAGAAAAAACUGCUCUUGAGCCUGGCAGAACGUAUGAUGGUCAAAUUAAUACAAGACAAUAAAUUGGAGGCGGAACAAGAGGUGCAGCUGUAUGUUAUGGUACUGGAGGCGUUGGAGAAGUAUGAUGAGGUACUUCAAGUGCUCCAUGGGCCGCUAGGCAAGAAAUUAACUGGCGCUGGGGUACCACAGAUGAAAAUCAAGUAUCUGAAACUGUUAAACAGAUGGGCCGAAGUCAAUGUUAUUUGCAAGGUUGUCUUGUUGGAGAAUGUGGAUCGCUGGGACAUUUGGUUGCAAUACAUCGAAUCUGUGUUACAUUUGGAAAAUGGUUCAAAAGAAGUCAAUAAAGAAUGCAAUGGAAUUAGUGAAACAGAAGCACCCGACGACACGUUUGAGAAAGCCCACGAAUUUAUUUGUCGCAUCGUUGAAACUGGUUCCGGAAAUAAUUUUUCUUUACGAGGUCCGUACCUGGCACGUUUCGAGCUGUGCUCGAAGCUGCGGGACAAAGGCCUAGACGCCGGCGACAUGCUGGGCGACGUCACGGAGCUGUUCAUCGAGUAUUUCCGCAAGUUCGGCUACAAACCUUGCUGCGUCUCCGACCUACGACUGUAUCUGCGUCUGUUGGACGACGAAAAAAAGCUGGAUCUGGCCACCAGACUCAUCAAGGACGUGGGAAUCAACAGCUCUUUCUGCAUACCUUUGUCCGUGGACCAAAUGCAGAGGCACAUAGGUGCCCUGCAACUGUCCAGGCUGUGCGGCAGCCAUCGCAACCUGACGGCUGAGCAUCAGAACGCCUUGGUCACGGCUCUGAGUUUGCACUACAAUCACGGUCACCAGAACUUCGGUACUGGACUUUUAGUCACCGACAUGGGUCCGGCUGAUGGUUAUGCCCUGUUGGCUGCGCAUGUGCUGAGUGAUUUGGCGGAAUUGCAGCAAAACUCCGAUUAUUUGCUGGUGGCGCUUGUGUUGCUCAGUUCGUUGCUCAAAAACUCUCCCAGUAAUUUCCACGCCAAGUUGUUGGCCCUUAAAAUCAACCACAACAUCGGAAACGUUAUUAGUGCUCAAGAAAUGUACAGCAGUCUGGAAGUUAAGCACCUCCAGUUGGAUUCGUUGGGCUACGCCCACUGUGCCAGACUACCGACCACGGGUCUCUUCUCGGCCUGCGGCCCCUUAUACGACACGACAAUCUCCUUCUUCACCUCCAACUACAAAGACAGUUCUGACCACCUGACCUUCUCGUACAAGUUCGGCUCGUUCCUCAAGCUCGACGAAUUCAUGGACUUCCGGGAGCGGCUGCGCCUGAGCCUGCACUGCGCCCUCGUGGAAGCCGACAGGGCCUAUUUGGAUUUAGUCGAGGGUCCGACCGCAGGACGUCCUCUAGACUUGGGUGAGACGACGUUACGUGACGGUUCACCGGAGGACUCGUUGCGUAAUAACUACGACGCCGCUGUGUACGCGUCGUGGGACCCGGAGCGGGUGGCUGGACGACUGGAUGAAAGGCAGGAGAAGGAGGCGUUUACCAAGUCCACGAAAACGUUCUUGAAACUGCGCACUGGCAUGUUGACCUGUCUGCGCAAGGCCUUCGAUUUGGGGAAGGCCGACGAGAGUACCCGUCCCACCGCCUUGAACGACUUGGACUCUGCCCUGCGUACUUGGAAUAACCUGCACAAGGAGGCGCCCAACGACGUAAGCACAAUACCGGUGCGCUGGUGGCCGCCGUCGCGCCUCGACGCCGCCCUCCUAGUACCAAGCGUUGGUACAGCCGGCGCCCUGUUGGAGCUGUUGGUGGCAAUAGCCGGGGACGACGUGGAACGGGGGAAGAAGGCGGUGGAGCAGCUGAAAUGCGGGCUGUGCUCGCUGAACAGCUGUUGGGGCAGCGAGGACGCUGCCAAGGACAGUUACUUGCCACAAAGGAGGCGGACCAUGGAGACGAUAGUCAACUGUACAGAGCUGGUGUCGGUGUCGUCGCUAGUCUGCGGCCUGUGUUGCGACGUGCCGCGCUCCCGUAACGCCGCAGGCGGUCGGAAGUCGAAGAAGAAGUCCAACGCGUCCGACUCCACGCUGGAGCUGGUGAAGGAGGCGGUCUCGCUGGUCGCCGACGCCACAACGAAGUUGGCCGAAGCCGUGGAGGCGUGGUCGACGAAUUGCGCCACCUGCGACGCCACCAAGCUGCUCGAGGGGCUGAGUCUGGGUGGCGUGGAGGUCGCAUCGGCCGAAGGGCUGUACAAGACGGUCGUUGACAGUCACGGCCUCUGCGUGAGGGAGGUGACGGCCGCCCUCAAGUCCAAGGCCAAGUACUUGAACACUCUGACUGUGUGAUUGCGAUUGGUCAUUUAUUUUUUGUUGUAGUUACAGAAAAAUAAACGCGAUUUUUAAUACGA